CAAGUGGCUGGUGGCUGCCUCAGUCAACGCGCUGACACGGUGCCUGUCGAGCAGUGCGAUCAAGCAGCUUUGGUUUCUUUCGGACCGACCUGACAGAGAGUGUUGUGACCUGUGACCCGGCGCGUGAAAGGGAUUUUUGUGCCGACGCGGGGGAAACAACGCUGACCCACGAGCAGACAGGCAGGCAGGCAGAAUUCGGAGCGCGUGCUUCUGCAGCAGAUAAGGAUUAACGCAGUUUAAAAUGCGGACCGGGCUUACACUGAGCCGCACGUUUCGUUGUUAACCGACUUUUAAUAAGAGGAUGUGGGUGAGAUGAAGGCGCUAGUGUGUGCAUCCGCAUGGCGAGCAGCAUGCCAGUGAGCGAGGCGACGAGCGAGGCGGUGACGACGGGGCCACGCGGUGCUGAGGAGCAGCCGGCGCCGCAGGACCCGUCCGAAGAGGGCGGCGUCGGCGGUGGCUCCGUCCUCAUCCGCGUCCACGUGCCAGAGCUCAACAUCAACAAGUGCCUGCAGUUCGCCCGCGAUGAGCUCAUCUGGAACGUCAAACAACAGUGCCUCGCCGCCCUACCAAAGGAACUGAAGGAGAGCUUCAACUAUGGCCUAUUCGUUCCGCCGGCCAACGGCAAGGCCGGGAAAUUCCUGGACGAGGAGCGCCACCUCACCGACUACCCUUUCAGCGGGCCCGUCGGCUAUCUUGAGCUCAAAUACAAGCGGCGCGUCUACAAAAUGCUGCACCUGGACGAGAAGCAGCUCAAGGCUCUGCACACGAGGACCAAUCUACGCCGACUACUCGACUAUGUCUCUAACAGACAGGUGGAAAAAAUCUCCAAGAUGUGCUCCAAAGGGCUCGACCCCAACUUCCACUGCGCUGAGACUGGAGAGACGCCACUGACGGUGGCAGCGGCGACACCGCGUUCGUCACGCGUGCUGAUUGCGCUGGUGAACGGCGGGGCGCUGCUGGACUACCGGACGCGCGAUGGCACGACGUCGAUGCACCGUGCCGUCGAGAAGAACAACUUCGAGGCGAUAAAGACGCUGCUGGACCUGGGUGCCAGCCCCAACUACAAGGACUCCAAGGGCCUCACGCCGCUCUACCUCUCCAUGAACCCUAAUGUCGACCCGAUGCUGUGCGAGGCGCUUCUGCACGACCACGCCAUCAUCGGCGCCCAGGACGCCCAGGGCUGGCAGGAGGUCCACCAGGCGUGUCGGCACGGCCUGGUGCAGCACUUGGAGCAUCUACUCUUUUAUGGUGCCGAUAUGAACGCGCGGAAUGCGUCUGGCAACACGCCGCUGCACGUGUGCGCCGUGAACGGCCAGGAUAGUUGCAGCAGACUGCUCCUUUUCCGCGGCGCCGACCGAGAGGCCCUCAACUUCGCCAAUCAAACCCCCUACCAGGUGGCUGUGAUUGCUGGAAACCUGGAGCUCGCUGAGACAAUCCAGAAGCACCGUCCUGAAGAAGCUGUCCCCUUCCGAGAGCCUCCGCGGUACAACCCCAAACGGCGUCCGACGAGCGCCAUCUACCUGCAUCGCAGCGGCUCGGUGCUGGACUUUGCGUCGGCGGCGGCGGUGCUGCCGUCGUCGACGUCGUGCCUGGCGCUGACCGGCGGCGGCGGGGGCACGCUGCAGCGGGGGCCGCCCAGCUCGGUGUCGAGCCACGCGCUGCUGUGCGCAGGGACGCCGCCCCCGCCGCCGUCCCCCUCGCCCUCGGACCGCUCCAACCCACCGUGCUUCAGCUCCGGCUGCUCCAGCCUCAGCGAGGCCAGCUCCAACCGCGGCAGCGAGGGCUCCAGCGAGGACCCCAACAGCAUCGUCACAGACAAAAGCCUCCUCGACCAGUGCGACAUUAUCAGCGACAGCUCGGGCGUUGGCACCUCCAACAGCGGAGGGAGCGGUGGCGGCUACGAUACCGGCGCCGGCCUGCUUCUGGCCGGCGUCACGGCCGUCUGCGUCGAGAAUUACAGCUCGAAUACGCCGGGACACCUCUGCCUCACCCAGGGAGAUAUCGUCGAAGUCACGGGGGCGACGGACUGUGGCCUUCUGGAGGGCACAUGCCGUGGACGGAGCGGGCUGUUCGCUGCGCACUGCGUGCAGGAGGUGCGAAUGCGGCAGAACACCAACUCGGCGACGCUGCGGGUGGCUGGGCGCAGCGGCGGCGCCCUCGGCAACAAAACAAAUCAUUUCGCGACGGCGCCGCGCUCCAAGAAGCCCAUCACCAUCCGGCUACCGGCCGAGCCGCGCACCGUCGUGCUGCACCGCUCGCGCAAGGGCUUCGGAUUUGUGCUGCGCGGUGCUAAGGCCACCUCACCCCUCAUGGAACUCACCCCCUCCGAGCGCUGUCCCGCCCUCCAGUACCUCGACGACGUUGACGCAGGUGGCGUCGCCGACGUCGCUGGACUCAAGAAGGGAGACUAUCUGCUUGAGAUAAACGGCGAGGACGUGACCCAAGCGUCGCACGAGCACGUGGUCGAGCUUAUCAGGCGCUCGGGAGACCUGGUGGCCAUGAAGGUGGUCUCCUUGGGCGAGCCGGGCGUCGCGACGGGCAUGAAGGCGGCCACCACGCUGCCCAGCCGCCAAUGCGCCACCCUGCCCAGGAAAAUGAACUCGCAGAAUCGUAACCCGGCGCCACUUCCGCCUCGCAGGGACCCCAAGACCACGCUCAGUGUGGGCAGAGCUCGCGCCAGGUCGUUGGUGGCAGAUCUAGAUGGCAGCCAGCAGCAUGGUUCCGGGGGCCAUCUGGAGGAGGCGGAGGGCGAGGAGUCAACGACGCUGUCAGCCAACACGACCAAGAGCAGUUCGACGGAAAGCGUGCAGGCGCGGAGCACGCCACCGCGCACAGCCUCGAUCAGGGCGCGGCCUACCUCGUCCAGGAUCACGGCCGCCGAGCUGGAGGAGCUAUUCGCGCGGCAGGGCCCAGCGCCGCCAUCACCUGCAGGCAGCGCCAGGACGCCCAAGGUUUACGCUAGCGUCGCUGAAAUGAAACGAUCCAGAGGAAAGCUGGGUCGGCGUGGGGCGUCUGACACGCUACACAAGUCGUUCAGUAGCACGCCAGACCUGGCGCACGUGAGUCCGACGCACGCCGGCGCCCGAAUGUGGUCGUCGCGUGGCGCCCGCAGCCAAGAGGACAUCUCGUGGUGGGUGCAGCCGACGCACACUACCGCCAAACACAGAAGGAACAGAGUUAACAAGAAAGGUCACAUCGGCACGACGGCAAUGACGAACGGCGGCCGCGAGUACGGACACGCGUGGCGCAGCAUGGAGCGCCUGCAGAUGGAGCACGAGGCGGUGACGCGCUCGCUGUCGCAGCGCACCAGAUCGCUGCCGAGGAACAGAUCCCUCGGUAGCGGUGGCGUCGGCGCCGCACCACCCCCGCCUACCCACCCACCGCCGCCCAUCCCCGUCGGGCAGGUGGUUAGGGUCGAGGUAACGCCCAGGGCAAAAGGCAGUGGCGAGUAUGCCACCGUCCGCGACUCACCUGUCGGACAGCAGGCAGACAGUAGAACGGCCACCCCGACGAGUCCUGAGCCAAUCAUGUCGAGUUUCCGCCCUGGUCCGGCCAAGCUUUACGCCAGUCCUGAGGAGGUGAAGGUGGUGGCCCUGCGGCAGGGCUCGAGCACGCUUGGCCGCACGCCCAAAGAAGGUGCCAACAAAUCGCGCUCGCACAGUCUUCCGCCCAGCGGCGCCAGGCCCCUGGUCCGAAAGCACAGCAGCCAAGGUGAGGGCAGCACCACUUUCAAGCCCCCGGCCGACGGGGCGCCCGCCUCCCCAGAGAAAGGUGGGGGCGGCGCCGCUAGCCCCUACGCACAACCCUUCCAGCACAACAACGUGCCGGCCACGGCUACGGCCACUCCGGUCGCCCCUCCGGCUGCUGCCGCCGCCCCUCCCAUUCCAGAACCUGAUUACAGCAUGAGCGAGGGCGAGAGCGACGAGGGUGGCAGCGAGUCUACAAGGGGCAGCAAGAAAGAGCGGCGGGCUUCGCGGCAGAGCUCGAAGGAGUCAAACACAGCCGAGUCAGUGAGCCCGAAUGGGCCGCUGUCGCCGUCGGCGCGCUCGCAGUGCAUGUCGCCCGUGUUCAAGGACCUGCUGGCGCAGAAGGUGGCCGAGCGGCAGACCAGGGUCAACGGUGCCGCCACCCCCGCCGACGAGACGCCGCCUCCACCACCGCCACACGCGCCACCAGGCCCCGAGGCGCAGCCGUCGGCCGCCGCCGCGCCUAAGCCGGCCCCCACGGCCGCCCCCGGAGCAGCUGCAGCCACCAACGGCAAUCUACCUCAUAGUUUUAGUGUGGAGGAGAUCCAAAAGGUAAAAACUCAGUUAAAGAGCUCGAAAUCCUAUCCCAAUGACUUCUCCCAGGAGGAUGGUGAUAAUUCAUCAUCAGGGGUGAGUUCCGACCAGGACACGCAGCCCGAGCCCAAGAUAUUAGCGGCUGGCGAGCUGCUCACUCACUCCAAAUCCUCCACACUCCCCUCCAAGAGUCAGCAGGCCAGGGCAAUCCACACAACGCGGAUCCAGGUGGGGGCACCCGCCUUCACACGCAGUUCGAGCGUGAUCAACAGCGGGCGGGCGCCGGGGCAGAAGGGCCCGGCCGCCCUCGCGCUCAACGUCAACGGAAAGAUGCCGGCACCGCCUGAGAAGAAAGCCAUGCCGCUGCCGCCACCACAGCAGCAGCCCCAACAGCCUAAGGAGGACAUAAAGCUCAUCCUCGAAGAACGCACCUGGCAGCCUGACGGCAGCGAGAACACAGACGAGCCAGACGCUGCGACAACUACAGCAGCGACGACAACGUCGUCCAAGCCGCGAAGGAAGAGUGAGGACGGUGCCGGGACCGCUCGUCGGGCGGGCACGGGCACCCUGACGCGGCACGCCGUGUCACUAGUGCAACUUCCUCCGCCUCAAGAGAGUGAGGCCGAGAGCGAGCACAGCCUACCACCAGCCAUCCGCCACACCAGCAUCAACUCGGCCACGCUGCCGCAUAAGACCACCAAGACUGUCACCUUCCUCGACCACAAGAUUCAGGAGGAGCGCGACCGCGAGCGCCAGCGUGAGAUCGAUCGAGAAAGGGAGCUCAGGCAGAUGCAGUUGCGUGACGUGCCGAUCAUGGCGUCCAAGCUGAUCAUGCCAAACCACAGACAGCCAGUUUCGUCAAUGCGCGGGCACGGCCGAAGCCGCGAGGUGGACGCCAUGGGCAGACCCAUUGAGAUGGAGAGGAGCAUUGAGGAGAGUCUCCAGCUUAUCCAGAGACACGUUGAACAGCUCAACAUGGUCAGCGUGGUUCCUCCUCCGCCUGAGUUUGAUGGGGCCCGCGCAGCGGCUGCGGCGGCCGCAGCGCACGCACACCACUACCACCCUCACCAGGGGACGCACCCACCGCACCAGCAUCAGCACCAGGGCGUGAUGCACGCGUCGUACCCAUCGCCGCACCAGCCGGGGACCGGUGCGGGGGCGGGCGGGGGCCGGCCGCACCACUCGCACCUCUACCACUUGCACCCGGCGCCUGAGGAGCCGGUGCUAGUAGCGCCUCCACCCGAGUUCAGUGACCUCGGCGAGCAGCACAAGAUGACCAUCCGGGUGAGCGGCGCCACCAGACAGACCCUGCAGCGCAUGACGCCCGAGCAGCAGGCGCAGUACCUCCGGCAGCGACAGCUCGAGGAGAUGGCGCGCCACAGGCACCUCGAGGACCUCAACCGGCAGCGGCAGGAAGCCCUCCGCAUCCAGCAGCAACAGCAGCAGCAGCAAAAGACUGUCCGCAUCGUCGGCACCCUGCCCAAGAAGGCCCCCUAGAAACACACACAAACUGCGAAAGUACUGAAAACUAUUUGGAAAACUGACAUUUUCGUGUCCACCAGUUGGAAGGGGAAAAUCGGAAAGGCUUCGUCAUCAGAUAAAUUGAAUUUGCUUUGGAUUUCCGCCAAAAGAGCCGUAACUUUU
Cloeon dipterum is the source of this 5924-nucleotide messenger RNA. Its product is annotated as SH3 and multiple ankyrin repeat domains protein 3-like. The record is from RefSeq and is a predicted model, not a curated record. Gene Ontology annotation, cellular component: postsynaptic density; postsynaptic membrane; dendritic spine. Bases 339 to 5777 code for a protein of 1812 amino acids. The transcript is spliced from 26 exons. Gene Ontology annotation, molecular function: synaptic receptor adaptor activity; ionotropic glutamate receptor binding. Lineage: Eukaryota; Metazoa; Arthropoda; Insecta; Ephemeroptera; Baetidae.